GUGUAUGGUUCGCUGAAAAUUUGCUGAAUAAUAGCUUAAACAUUGUGUGUUUCAACCUGGGUAAUCAUUAACUGAAAUCAAACAAGCUUAACUUGUGGACAGCUUUACAAGUAUUGUUCAUUAUUGGUCGCUUGUACUUCACAAUGGGAAAACUUGAUGGUAAAGUAGCGCUUGUGACAGCAUCUAGUCAAGGAAUUGGUUUUGCCAUCGCUCGUAAACUUGCUCAAGAUGGAGCUCAUGUUGUGAUUUGUAGCCGAAAAAAGAAAAAUGUUGAUGAAGCUGUACAGGUUUUAAAAUCUGAAGGAUUGUCUGUGUCUGGUUCAGUUUGUCAUGUGGGAAAAUCUGAUGAUAGGAAGUCAUUAAUAAAUCAGUUGGAAAAUGAUUUUGGUGGGCUAGAUAUUUUGGUUUCAAAUGCUGCAGUUAAUCCUUAUUUCGGCAGCAUUUUAGCAACACCGGAAUCCGCAUACGAUAAAAUAUUCGAAGUUAAUGUAAAGGCUACUUUUCAGCUCGUACAGGAUGCCGUCCCACUUAUGCAAAAGCGUGGUGGCGGUUCUGUCGUAAUUGUAUCAUCAAUGGCGGCAUAUGUUCCCAAUGAAAUGCUCGGUAUAUACUCUGUCAGUAAAACAGCACUUGUAGCCCUUACUAAAGCCCUCAUGCCUGAACUUAGCUCAAUGAAUAUUAGAGUAAAUUGCAUUGCACCCGGCAUCAUCAGAACAAAGUUCAGCAAAUCUUUGCUUCAACAUGAAGAAGCAGUGAGGCAGCAGGUUCCUCUGGGAAGAAUUGGGAAUCCUGAAGACUGUGCUGGGAUGGUGGCUUUCUUAAGCUCAGAUGAAGCAUCUUAUAUAACUGGUGAAACAGUUGUGAUCAAUGGAGGCAUGACUUCCAGACUCUAAAACUUUAUUUUUUAAACAAAGCACUUUACAUAAUUACUACGUUCCUAUGCAUAUAUCGACAAUAAUAAACAAUUAUAAUUGUAUAAAGUACGCUUAGAUUUUUUUGCUUUUUAGCAUUGUAUAAUUGUUAAGUUUACAAUUAUGAGCAUAUUUAUUUAAAUGUAGAAUUAAGUUUAAUAAGUAAUAUUGUUUGGUUAUUUCACAAUGGGAAAACUUUAUAGUAAAGUUGUGCUUGUCACAGCAUCUAGUCAAGGAAUUGGUUUUGCCAUCGCUCGUAAACUUGCUCAAGAUGGAGCUCAUGUUGUGAUUUGUAGCCGAAAAAAGAAAAAUGUUGAUGAAGCUGUACAGGUUUUAAAAUCUGAAGGAUUGUCUGUAUCUGGCUUUGUUUGUCAUGUCGGAAAAUCUGAUGACAGGAAAGAGCUACUCGGAAAAAUUGAAUCUGAUUUAGGUCGCCUAGAUAUACUGGUUCUUAACGCAGCAGUAAACCCAUAUUUUGGUAAUAUUCUUGGGAUUCCAGAAAAUGCCUUUGAUAAAAUAUUUGAGGUAAAUGUAAAAUCAACAUUUAUGUUUAUCAAAGAGUCAGUUUCCCUUAUGCAGAAACAUAAUGGGGGAAGUGUGGUGAUUGUGUCUUCAUUUACUGCCUACAUUCCCCAGCAUAUACUGGGAAUCUAUGCAGUCAGUAAAACAGCACUUGUAGCCCUUACUAAAGCCCUCAUGCCUGAACUUAGCUCAAUGAAUAUUAGAGUAAACUGCAUUGCACCCGGCAUCAUCAGAACAAAGUUCAGCAAAUCUUUGCUUCAACAUGAAGAAGCAGUGAGGCAGCAGGUUCCUCUGGGAAGAAUUGGGAAUCCUGAAGACUGUGCUGGGAUGGUGGCUUUCUUAAGCUCAGAUGAAGCAUCUUAUAUAACUGGUGAAACCAUUGUGAUCAAUGGAGGCAUGACUUCCAGACUCUAAAGUUUAGAGAAAUUGAUUCAUGUGCAACUAUAUUUAGGUAUUGUUUAAUUGAUACUGAGAUAAGAGAUUUUAUAUAAAUGCAUUUUUUGAUUUUAUGCACUAACCCUCUAUUGUCUUGCAAAUCUAUCUUUACGAAAUAAAUCACAAAAGCAAACGGA
Messenger RNA from Ciona intestinalis (vase tunicate), 2005 nucleotides. RefSeq names its product dehydrogenase/reductase SDR family member 4. Gene Ontology annotation, molecular function: carbonyl reductase (NADPH) activity. The record is from RefSeq and is a predicted model, not a curated record. Lineage: Eukaryota; Metazoa; Chordata; Ascidiacea; Phlebobranchia; Cionidae.